CGCGGUCCCUGUUCAAAACACACAACCGUCCGCGUAACUGUACAUCUGUUACUACAAGACAACAACGUUGGGGCUGAAAUAUCCCGAAAACGAAACAAAGGACGCUUAUAAUUGGUAUCAGGUUUAUUAUAUCCCUACAAUGGCAGAGGGAGGAGAUGUGGAAUGGGAGCUUAGCAAAGAAAACAUCCAGCCACUGCGGCGGGGCAGAGCCAUAUCAGCCUUGCACCAGGCCCUCAGUCAACAGCAGGAUGGACUCAGCUCAGCCAUCAACCAACAGAGACAGGCCUUUGAGUCUGAGCUGCGAAUGUAUGAUGGCGAUGAUCUACUUGAUGUUUGGGAUCGAUACAUCAAGUGGACUGAGCAGACUUUCCCUCAGGGAGGAAAGGAGAGCAACCUGGCCACAUUGUUGGAACGAGUUGUGACCAGAUUCACAGAGGAAAAGAAGUAUCACAAUGACCCACGCUAUGUUGACAUCUGGAUUAAAUUUGCAGAGAACUGCCCUGAGCCUCUGGACGUUUUCAGGUACAUGCAAGCGCAAGGGAUAGGAGUCACACAGGCUUCUCUUUACAUUGCUUGGUCUGAGGAAUAUGAGAAUCAGGGGAACUGCCGCAAAGCAGACUUGGUCUUCCAGGAGGGAUUCAAGAAGUGUGCUGAGCCACAUGAGAAGCUCCUGCAGUUUCACAAGGCUUUGCAGGCACGAGUGUCCCGACAAGUGAUGAUGAACGUGGAGGAGGAUGACAGUGAUGAUGAGCCUAAACAGCCUGAGAGGGUUUCUCUUGCUGACCUCAAACACAGAGGGAAGAAAAAGGCCAUUGCCCCCAUCAACAGAGCUGGCUCUGCAAUCAAAAGUACAUCUGGAGGCCUGCAGUCACAUGGCACCCCUGUCUUCGGUAAUGUUUCAAACAGUCGGUUGGUGAUCUUUGAUGAGAACAAGGCUCAGAGUGCUGGCCCUUCAGAACCUAGGUUGGAGUCUUGGAUGGCUCCUCCCUCUUCUAGAGCGAAGGAGAAUGAGCAGAGGCCAGAGAAGUGGUGUGAUGUCAAGAUACCACAGAAGUCCAAAUUUGGACGACCUGUUAUGGCUCCACCACCUCCCAAACCCACCUUCCAACCAUUUGUAGAAGAGUCAGACCAGCCUCCAACCAUGACUCCAUGUAAGAUAAACCCGGCAGUGAACACAGUGUUAUCGUCUCGUAAGCCUUCCAGAGAGGAGACUCCUCUAAAGAGACUACAAGAGCACCAUCAGCAACAGAAGGAAGCAGAAUCAGGGAAACUACAAGAGCAGAGCAUGUACUGUAAAGAGCUGCUGCUCAGUGGCGCCACAGAGUUCUGCUUUGAGGAACUACGUGCAGAGCGAUACUUCAAAAAGACGCUACAAGAAUCUCAUGAAACCAGAGGUGAAAACAGCCAAGAUAAUGGCAGUGGCAAUGUAUGCUAAGGAGGCAGCUCAGCAAAUGUUUUUGAAGGACUUUUACUUAGCCAGUAAGUAUCAUGUUACUGCUGCUUUAUGUUGUGUGUUGUAUCAUGUAUAUAUUUUGUUUGUGGAUAAUAAGUUCUUAGAAAGGUGAAAAGACAAAACAGGUACAUUUGUUAGAAACCCUUUGAGCUCGAUUCACAUUAUUUUAGAGUGAUGAAUUCAGUGAAAUGCAGCUGGUGUACAAAUUAAUGGAAAAACUGUGUAUUUCAAUACAAUGUGUAGCAUCACAAACUGGCAAUUGUAAGGCCUAAAUUUCUAUACAGAUUUAAAAGUGAAUUAUCAGUGAUGGCAGAUAUGAUAAUUUCUGCCAGUAUUUACUACAAAUAUUUUGGUUUUAAAGAUCUGCCUGUAUCAGCUGUAAAUAUUGGCUGUAUGGACAAGGACAAGGUUAGUGGAAUUAAAGGCUGGACCAAGAGACCUACAUCAGCUGAAGUCUUACACUUUAAAGUGUGUUUUAAGGACUAAAGUUUUAGGUCUGAACUACAUUUAAAUAUCUGUAUUGAUUUUGGCAUCUACUAAAUAAUCUGUAACUAUCAGCAUAUUGGAUGUUGCCAAAAAUCAAAUAUCGUGCAUCCCUACUUAAACUACCACUGCAUGCAUGUUAUGUAAACUCAAUGUAAAUACUUCACUUGAUCUACUACACACCGCAGUGCUUUGGUGCAGAAAUACUACUGGCAUAUUAACCUAAUCAGCCUUGAAUCCAUUCAUCCAUUUACUUUAUUGCAUUGUUCUUAAACUAGUUUUUAGUGUGCUGACUUUUUUUAGCAUGUUUUUUUUUAAAACAACAUCUGAAAGAAGGCUUUAGUGUGGAGAUUUGAUUGGUUUUUAUGUUGCACUCUGAGUGUAAUGUCCCUCAAGGCCUUUUUUCAUUGAUGUUCAAUAAACUUGUUAAGAUGUUUGC
Molecule: messenger RNA, 2375 nt
Organism: Cheilinus undulatus (humphead wrasse)
Lineage: Eukaryota; Metazoa; Chordata; Actinopteri; Labriformes; Labridae
Gene: bub1bb
Product: BUB1 mitotic checkpoint serine/threonine kinase Bb
Exons: 9
Coding region: 140-1435 (431 amino acids)
Biological process (GO): meiotic sister chromatid cohesion, centromeric; mitotic spindle assembly checkpoint signaling
Molecular function (GO): protein kinase activity
Source: RefSeq, a predicted model, not a curated record